Molecule: messenger RNA, 1762 nt
Organism: Chironomus riparius
Lineage: Eukaryota; Metazoa; Arthropoda; Insecta; Diptera; Chironomidae
Source: the annotation of a GenBank genome assembly
GUCUUUUCACAGACACAAAAAUCUCUCACUAAAAUUGCAAGUUAGAAGUGUGAAGCAUAUAUUUUUAUCUAUCGACUAUUCUUACUCAUGCUUUAUACCACGCGAUACGUUUUACAGUCUUUUAGUUCUGUUUUAUCGCUCAAGGUGCUCGGACGUGUAAUAACUGAUUGUAGUGAUUUUAGACAGUUAUAUCUAAUUUGCAAAAAAAAAUUAAUUAAGACUCGAUAAAUAUUUACUGACAUGCCAUAAUUAAGUGUAAAGUAACAAAAUUGAGUCAUUGUGAAAGUAAAAUAAUUAAAGAUUCAAAGCCCGUCAACUUGAAUUCGAUAAAAAAGCAGCUACAAAUUUCUCUAUUGGAAAUAACAACUUUUGUGAUCUGAAUUUAAGGUUUAAAUAGCUCAAACAAUUAAUUUAAAUAUGGAAGUACUUUGGAAUUGCUCAAUAUAUUUAAUAAUAGCGAUAUUUUGUGUAUUAAGUUCAUGCACAACUAUUAGUGAUAUAAAGCAUAUGAAGCUAAAAAAUAAUAAUACUCAGCAACAGUAUGACAAUUUCCUUAUCAUCGAUCAUCUCAAUGAUAAUGAAAAGGAAAUAAGAAUAAAAUGGAAGAAUCUCUUGGGAAAGCAGACGACACUUGAUGUACAAGAGAAUAAAAGAUAUGUUAACAGUUCUCUUAAAUUAACAUCGUUAUGGCAACUGACAAAUGGAAAAAGUUUCGCACAACUUAUAUUCAAUGGAAAGAAUCUCCUCGACUGUGAAUAUAUUGAGGAUGGAAAUGAUAUAGCAAGCGAUUUUGUGGAUAAAUUUAUUGAUGAAUACGAUUACAUCCGUAAUGAAAAAUUAAGUAGUGCCAAACAUGCGAAGCAUCAUCAGAGUAAAAAUAUUGAUAAAGAUGUGCUUACAAUUAAGCCAAAUGUAAAAUUAACAAAGAUAAGAAGAUUUCAAGAUAUUCCUGAUGACAUGAUGGACCUCAUGAACUUGAAAAAGCUUAAAAAGCAAUGCAAUAAAUUGCACAAAGAAAUUAAAAGAAAAUUGCAACAUGAAUAUUCGGACAUGGAAGAGAAUGAAGAAGAUUUGAAUGCCGAACAGAAAGACGAGAGCACCGGACUAAGAGCAAAACGACAGACAGAUUCUUGGUUUAUAGCUCCACAUACGAAAUGGUGUGGUUCUGGAAGUAAUGCUCAAGAAUACAAAGAACUCGGCCCUUCCAAAGGAGACCAGUGCUGUCGAAAACACGACUUAUGCAAAGUACACAUUCCACCAAUUCAAAAACGUUACGGAUUGUUUAAUAUUCGACCAUUUACAUUAUCGCAUUGUAAAUGUGACAGAAGGUUUAGGACAUGCUUGAAGAUGGCCGAUUCAAGUGAUGCUAAUAUGGUCGGAAAAUUAUUUUUCAACAUUAUUCAAACGAAAUGUUUUGUGCUGAAAUCCGAGAAUACGUGCAUACUGUAUAGUUGGUGGGGCAAAUGUCUAAAAUAUAAAGCAAAAAAGAAGGCAUACUUAAGAGACAAUCAAAAAUAUUAAUUCAUCAAUGGGAUCAUUAUUUUCAGAAAUGAAUCCAAAAAAAAAACAUCUCAAGUAAAAGUUCCUCUCAUAAUUCUACUCAUAAGGAGAUUAUGUUCUGUGUAUACGCAUGUGAAUUUAAUUUAUAAGAAAAUUAAUCAGUGUAAGUACUUAAAAUGUAUGAAAUAGUAUGAAAAUUGUUACUUUUAAGUUAACUUUGCCAUAUAAUUUUAAAUCAAUGUAAAAUUCUUAUAAGAAAAGU